Messenger RNA from Carcharodon carcharias (great white shark), 3114 nucleotides. RefSeq names its product Rho GTPase activating protein 9 (gene arhgap9). The coding region runs from base 4 to 2535 and encodes 843 amino acids. Gene Ontology annotation, molecular function: phospholipid binding; protein binding. Lineage: Eukaryota; Metazoa; Chordata; Chondrichthyes; Lamniformes; Lamnidae. Gene Ontology annotation, cellular component: cytoplasm. Gene Ontology annotation, biological process: regulation of GTPase activity; signal transduction. The record is from RefSeq and is a predicted model, not a curated record. The transcript is spliced from 19 exons.
GGGAUGGUGCGUGGGGCUGAGCUGAAGAGGAAGCGCUGCCCGGCUGUGCGGAUAUGGCCUUCGGCGGUCCCUCGGCAGCACAGGAAGGUCCCCGGCGCGCCGUCGGCGUCUGAGAUGUUCACGGGCAGCGGCGGGAGGUCGACCCACGGCCUCCGGGGUUACAGCGUCCUGGAGGCCCAGUACUACUACCAGUAUGUCGCCGGCGACGGCAAGCUGGUCCGCAUCGCCGAGGGCGACCGCUUCGUCCUCCUGCAGAAGUCCAACCAGGAUUGGUGGCAGGUCCGCCGCCAGGGCGAGCCAAAGAAAGCCAAGCCCAUCUACGUGCCCGCAGCCUACGUGGUCGAAUUGCCAAUGGUGACGGCCGCCGGCAAGAGAGCCAGCCUGCCCAGGAAGUUCGCCUGGUCAAGUUUGGAGUUUUCAGACUCCUGGCCGAGAGCGGGCUCGGACGACAACCCCAAGUACAAGAGGAGCACGUUCGGCGGGCUGUCGGGCUUCAGGCAGCGCCGGAGCGAGGGGGACCUCUGCAGGCCGGGGCCCCUGGACCCCGAGGGGCGCGGGGUCCGCUGGCUGAAGAAGGCCCACCCCCUGACCCCCAACCCCUACCAGAGGCAGGGGGUCAGCGUGGCCGCCAUGGUGCACUCCUGGCCGCCCAGAGGAGAGCAGGUGGAGCAGCGAGGACAGGCGGACGGAGCCACGGACGGCGAGGGUCCCGCCGAGCCCGAGGCAGAGUCGGCCGAUUCCAGCCCCCCGCCAGUCUACAGCAACCUGAAGGAGCUGAAGCUGGGGGCGCAGGCGCCCCCCAGUCCCACCGGGCCCCCGGCGCAGGUGAUGGACCUGUGGGAGCGGCACGUGGACCCGGUCACCGGCCGCAGCUUCUACCUCAACGCCGUCACCAAGGAGAGGACGUGGAAGCCCCCGAGGCGGGCCAGAGGCAGGGCUGUGUCCAGGUCUUCCACACCUCCGCCGGAUUACCCCACCACCUGGAAUGGUGAUGGAACCUCCACCUCUUCCUGCAGUCACCUCGAGUCCCUCCAGCAGGACAGGAAGAGCUGGGACUCCUCACAGCUCCCGCGGUGUUCAUCGUCCGAGACCCUGGGCUCGUCCACGUACAACGCCAGCGGCGUCCAGCUUCGAGACAGACGGGACAGUGCCAGCCGGCCCGGCCAGGCCAGGUCCAUGAUCAUCGUGGAGAAGCCGGAAGCCAAGGCAACGCACAGGAGAAACCUUUCACAGCAUUCCUUCUGUGUCAGCAUGAGUGAGAGCUCGCCUGUGUCCUCUCCGACAGAGGAAAAGGCGGGUCUCCUGAACAAGACAAAGAUUGCAGAAGGAGGGAGGAAACUCAGGAAGAACUGGAGCAGCUCCUGGGUGGUGUUGGCUGGAAACAGCCUGGCCUUUUACAAAGAGGCGAAGUCUCAAGGUGCCAGCACCAAGAAGCCCGUCAACCGGCCGGAGAGCAGCAUGGACCUGCGGGGCUCGCUGAUCGAAUGGACCAGGGAGAUGUCCAGCAAGAAGAACGUCUUUCGGAUCCGGACAGUCACAGGGAACGAGUUCCUGCUUCAGUCAGAAAAUGAAGAUUACAUUAGUGACUGGUACAAGACCAUAAAGAAUGUCAUCGAUACCCUGGAUCGGGAAAACCCGCUGGAUUACCCACUGGUGUACUCGCUGCGGAGGACCGCCAGCGCGGAGCUCCUCGACUGCAGCGGCGAAGAGGACGAGGUCCCGGUCAAGGAGAAGCACCGGGAGAGCCGGAGAAUCUCGCUGCGACGGAUGAAUUCGGACAGCUCUGAGAGGAAGAGGGUGAAGAACAGGAUCCGCAAGUUCAUCACCAAGAGACCCCCGCUGCAGACCCUGCAGGAGAAGGGGCUGAUCAAAGAUCAAGUCUUCGGCUGUCGCCUGGAUGCGCUGUGCGAGCGGGAGAAAGCCACCGUCCCCAAAUUUGUGCGGCUGUGCAUCGAGGCUGUUGAAAAGCGAGGCUUGGAUGUAGAUGGCAUCUACCGAGUGAGUGGGAACCUGGCCGUGAUACAGAAGCUGAGGUUCGUGGUUGAUCACGAGAGGGCAGUGACCACUGAUGGCCGCUAUUUGUUUCCAGAAGAACUGUGCCAAGAAGAGAAGCUGAACAUGGACGAUCCCGAGUGGGAAGAUGUCCACGUCAUCACUGGGGCGUUGAAGAUGUUCUUCCGCGAGCUGCCCGAGCCUCUCUUCCCCUACGACACUUUCGAAGGCUUCGUGUCGGCCGUCAAAUUGCCCGAUCACUCUGAACGUCUGGAAAAUGUAAGAAACCUGGUGCAGAAUCUACCAAGAGCGAACCGAGACACCAUGAAAACCAUGUUUCAACAUAUGAAAAAGGUGGCCGAGCACUCCCACCUGAACCGCAUGACCGCCCAGAGCCUGGCCAUCGUCUUCGGGCCGACGUUGCUGCGGCCGGAGAAGGACUUCCUCAACAUGGCGGUGCACAUGGUGUACCAGAACCAGAUCGUCGAGCUGAUCCUGCUGGAGUACCAGGCCGUCUUCGCCUCCGGCCGGGAGCCGCUCUGACGGCCGGAUCGACCAGGCCCCGCGUCCCGUCCCCGACCAGCACUGGACAGCUGACCCCAGGCUGCUGCGGGUCCCGAGGGAAGGUGCCCUUGAGCCUUCGACAGUGUUCCGCAGCAGGCGGACAGCAGGUUACCAGCUGCAGUGUAAUCCCCUCUCCCCUUCCCCUUGUCUGUCUGUCUGGUCCGUCUGUCUGGUCUGUCUCUCGGACGUGUCAGAAGGAGUCCGUUGUUGAACCGCUGCCGGUCAAGCGUCCUGGAGCGGCGGCUGCUGCUGUCACAGAGAGGGAACCCCCGGCGCGGUGGGACCCCCCCCCCACCCCCACCCCCCAAAGCUACCAGGGCUACCGGGCCUCACUUCGAAACAGCGCGCCCGGCGGGGGUGGUGGGGGGUGGUCAGUGAUGUCCGCCCGAGAGUGCAGGCAGUGCCCCCUCGGCUGGUCGCCUGACCAGGAGGUUGGUCCUCCCGACAGUGCGGCUCUCCCUCGGCGCUGAGCUUCCGACAGUGCGGCGCUCCCUCAGCGCUGACCCUCCGACAGUGCGGCUCUCCCUCGGCGCUGAGCCUCCGACAGUGUGGCUCUCC